AGUUAUAGCGAGGAUUAUGGGAAACGCCAUUUUGUUAUUCUGUCGUCAGAUGCCGUGAAUCACGGAAACUGGACUGCGGACUUAAAGUAAACGACGAUUUCUUCUUCUUUAAGCAAUAAGUGACGACCCAAUAACGUGAAAAUGGGAGGGCUGACGAGUAUGCAGCGAUCUAAUGUCCAGGAACUCGACAUUAGUGCAUCUGCCGCGUACAGAUAUCCGCCCAAAACAGGCUGCUACUUUGGCAGUUACUUCAGUAUGGGCGGACAGCGGUUUGACACCCCACAACCUGAGGCGUAUCUGUUUGGGGAAAACUCUGAUCUGAAUUACCUCAGUUCAAGACCUGCCCCGUUCCCGUACCCACACCUUCAGCCCAGCGAGCCGACCAAAACCCUGAAGAGUCUAGUCAACAUCAGGAAGGAUUCCCUCAAGCUGAUCAAAGCUGUCAGGGAAGGAGAGGAGACUGAAGAUGGUCAUUAUUCCAUCGAGUUCACCUUUGAUACCGAGGCACGCACUGCCUUUACGAUUCACUUCUUUGCCCGUGAAGAGAUACAAACAGGCCAUGCCAUAUACACAGCCAGAGAUCCAACUCUGAGAUCAGAAACCUUUCACUAUGAACGCGGCUCCAGCCAGACCUUCUAUCAGCCGGCCUUCACCUUUGACCCCUCCAUAUUUGAAGAAGAUGAGUUCACUUACAUUCCAGGCAAGGACGUCAUCCCCAUCGUGAUCCAGGGCAUAGUCGAGGAAGGGGAGGAGCAUGCGGGACACAGCCACGCCCUCUUUGCGACCCUAGAACAGACCAUGGAAUCCACGUACGUGAUCAAAACACUCAAGCAGAAGCAGAUGGUGGACGGGGUCUAUUACAUGCUGCAGGAGAUCUUUGGCAUUGAGAACAAGAACUCGGGCGAGUCGGGCAAGACGGUUGAAGAGGAUGAGUUUGCGGAUGAUAUCGGAUCUGAUUGCGUCAUCUGUAUGUCUGAUGCUAGAGACACGCUCAUUCUGCCCUGCAGACAUCUCUGCCUCUGUAGCACGUGUGCUGACUCCCUGCGGUACCAAGCAAGUUGCUGUCCCAUUUGCCGUGCACCGUUCCGAGCUCUUCUUCAGAUAAGAGCCCUGAGGAAGAUUGGAACCACAGUGCCAACGCCAAACGACGACGAAGAACAUCAAGCAAACCAAGAGAAUGUUCCUAGUGGCUAUGAAGCUGUUCCACUAGGUGAGGCCCUCAAUGGUCCAAGUCCAACCAGAGCUAGUGCAGAUGGUGGUGCAGGAGAGAGGCUGCUUGGCUCUGCUUCCAGUGAAGGCAGAAGCAGGAGAGGUCGAAGGAAGGCAAGAUCUAGUUCUGCUGCUUCUCUGCGUAGCCGCACCAGCGAGGAGCAGACCACUGGCUUCCGCGAGGAGAAUGAGACUAAGAAAAGCGCCAUGGCCAACGGCAGCGUCCGUUCCCUGCCGGAAUCCAAGAAGGCAGCUAAGGCGCAGGCCGUGGUAACAUCGGGCGAUGUGGUGGAGCUGUUCCAAGAUGACAAUAAGCCAGCUAUGCCACCCCUAGCCCUCAGAGAGACUCCACCCAGCUCAGCUUCGGCAGACAGCAAGUCUGGCCGCAGCACGGCCUCCCCGCAGAGCGUUGCCCUGGAAGGGUCCCUGAUGAGCGCUGACUCGCGGCCACAGUCGGCCGGUAAGGGCUCCCUCAAGUCCAACCGGUCCAGGGAAGGAAGUCAGAAGUCUGUGGAUACGAAGACUGUGGACAGGCUGGUGGUUCAUGGUUUGCAGGAGACGGCCAUUGACGAUCCAGAGAGCAAUCCAGCCAUGGGCGUCAUGUACGACGAAACCGAAGAGCCCCAAAUGGCCGAGCUGUCGCACAACAGUGCGUCCCUCAGCUACACCAUGGAUCUGGAGUUGCCCGGUACUCCGCAGAGCAACCCCAACGAGUUGGGGAACCGGGACAGCCAGGCCAGUUACAGCAGCACGGGGAGCACGCGCCAGCUGCUGUCGACGCCCAGCAACAUACAGCUCGAAGAGACACAUGAGCAGAUGGUUUAAGGCGCCCGACUCAUCAAUCUUGCUCCAGGACUGGUUUUGUUCCACUAAAUGCAACCGGCCCCGAUCUUCCAAGCAAGGUCAAGCUGUAGUGCUGGCAGAGGGGGCUAUCAACAACAUGAAUUGAAUGCAGCCUUGGGAACGUAGGCACCCUGACCCAAGAAAUGUUGUUGAGGUAUGCUCAGAAUAUCGUGGGUCACAGUGCCAAAGUUCCCAAGACUAGCCUUGAUUCAUCAUGUUGAUAGUGCCCCUGUACCGCCGCAGCAGCUUAACUACACUUUUCAGGUGCCUGCCGCAUUUAGAGGAACAAGUCCAGUCCUGGACGAAGACUACCAUGCUAUUAUUAGAACACAGCAAAAAUAGAACAAUAGUUAAAGUCAAGUUCAUCCUGGUCUCAAGUCAAGUCACGAGCUGUUCAAAGAACAGUGGCAAAUGUAUUCUUGUUUGACUUGUGAUUUGACUUGUGGAUGAAUUACCAUGGGCUUGCACUACAAAGUGAUAUUAUCCCAAAAUCAGCAUACUGUAAUCUGGUUUAAGGCUACAGAGCUGCGUAGCACAGAAAUUUACUAAGAUCAGAACAUGUCUUACUGAGUAUUCGAUUGCACGAUCCCAUACGUUCCAAAUUCUCCAAGAUGGCUCCGAAAGUUUCCGGAAAAGGUCAGAAGGUGGCCGGAAACACUAAGGUUUUGGUUAGCACAAACAAGAAGAGGUACCGGCGUUGCAAGGAGAGCUACAGCUGUGGCUUGGGUUCGAUUCCCGGCUUGGGUCAUAUGUGAGUAGAGUUGUUAGUGGAUUCUCUCUUGUGCCAUGAGGGUUUUUCUCUGGGUUCCCCUUCUCCAGCGCGCGCUGAAUCAAGAGUUGACAUGCAUUUUGCUCGCGUACGCACAUUAUGAUGUUCUAAAAAGGACAAGUUGAGAACAGAUCUAAGAUGGCAAGUUGUCCUUUAUAGAACACCGACGCGUCUCCCCAAUACUGCUUCAAAUGACUUCGUUCUGUGGUUCUCUGCACGCUGUCCAGUCAGUAUAUAGCGAUCAGUAGGCUCAAUUUUUCAAUUAUUAUGGGGAACCACCUAAUUUGAAAAAUAUCGUCUUUUGGUUCUAAAGGAUGGUCUUAAAUUGCUGAACAUUAUUGCGGACGAUCAAACAUUCCUGUUUUUUUUUUAUUGCAUGAUAUCUCAUAGAGUGUGGUAGAAUUUGAAAUAUACAAAUAUGUUUCUAUGGAACAGCCAUAAUAUAGAGUGGAAACUGUUAUUGAAGACUUUAAAGUAUUUAAAUGUGGGCCGAAAAUGUAUUUGUCCAUUUUCGAUGUGCAUAUUGCAUUGUGUGUUUACCAGUUGUGAAUUAGUUGUUUACCAUGAUGCGUACUCUGAAAAUCCAUGUGUAUGUACAGUCGACUCUCGGUAGUACAAAAUUCUGGUUAUAACAAACAUAAAGCCUUGGUCCCGACUGUGCAUUUAUGUGCACAAUGAAUGGGACUGAUGUUCCUCUUAAUACAACUGUCUGAUAUAACAAACAAUUUGGCUAGGUCCGAACGAGUUUGUUAUAACGAGACUCGACUGUAUAUCUUUGAAUACUUGAUGGCAAACAACUGAUUUUUACACAUCACGCAGUGUGCACUAUACUUAACGAAUGAAGGACUCAGGGAUUUUCAGCCUAACGUUAUCCAAAUUAUUUAAUCUUCUAAAAAAAGAGUUUCAAAUUCAUAAUUCAAGUAAAUGCAUAUCCUGGCUCAGCGCAGACCUUAUAUUGGAAGCAAAUUUUAAAAAAUAAGCCGAACCUCAUGAAACGUCACAACAAAUCUUUUGGUAGGAAAAUGAGUUUUAUGUUCUUUAGUGUUUGCGUUUAGCAUGUGCAACUCCCUGUAAGUUUAGAUUUAAUAUUAACAUUAAUGUUCUUCACGCAUGGACAAUUAACUCAGCAACACAUGGACAUGGCUUUUCUUGGCUUGCUAGAAGCUAUAAACUAUAUUGCUGUUUUGAAGCUAAAUAAUAUAUUAUUUUGCUUACAAAUUGAUAUUAAUCUCAUGUUAAAUGUGUAUAAGACAUUACUCACAUUGCAUGCCGUGUUUUGGUCACUUAAAAAGUGGAUAAAAUGGGGAUAAAACGACGAAAUAUCCAACAAAUCGGCAAUACACGGAGAUACAGGUUUGUGUCCAAAUUCAUCUUGUUGCUAUUAUGCACACAAUUUUCUAUUUCUUUCAUAAGCACUCUCAGAGCACGUUCACUUUGUAGGCAGAAUUUGUUUUUAAAAAGAAAGCAACAAUACAAAUGUCCAUGUGCAUGCAAGUAUUUCCAUGUUUACGACUUACAAGGAAUUACGGAUCUUUUGCCGUUUGCGAAUAUUGUUUAUUUCCAAUAACACCACUACUCAAAAUCCAAAGAAGAAUGUUCAAAGCCUUAAAGUUUCAGCUAAAUGGAUGCUACCCUUUUGAGAAAACUGUGCAAAACCAUGCACAACUUUGUGAUCACAAAACACAAUUUUGUCAUUGUAACUCUUUAUUCCAAAAAUCUGUCAGUUGACUGAUUGAUGGAAAUCACCUACAUUUCUGAAUUUCUUCUAAACUCCCUAGUGUCUUU
Molecule: messenger RNA, 4606 nt
Organism: Patiria miniata (bat star)
Lineage: Eukaryota; Metazoa; Echinodermata; Asteroidea; Valvatida; Asterinidae
Product: probable E3 ubiquitin-protein ligase MGRN1
Exons: 14
Coding region: 142-2034 (630 amino acids)
Biological process (GO): protein ubiquitination
Cellular component (GO): cytoplasm
Molecular function (GO): ubiquitin protein ligase activity
Source: RefSeq, a predicted model, not a curated record